This is a messenger RNA of Myxocyprinus asiaticus (Chinese sucker), 4214 nucleotides long. RefSeq names its product tribbles homolog 2-like. NCBI's taxonomy places the organism in Eukaryota, Metazoa, Chordata, Actinopteri, Cypriniformes, Catostomidae. The record is from RefSeq and is a predicted model, not a curated record. Bases 810 to 1847 code for a protein of 345 amino acids. Gene Ontology annotation, biological process: positive regulation of proteasomal ubiquitin-dependent protein catabolic process; protein phosphorylation; regulation of MAP kinase activity. The transcript has 3 exons. Gene Ontology annotation, molecular function: ATP binding; mitogen-activated protein kinase kinase binding; protein kinase activity. Gene Ontology annotation, cellular component: nucleus.
UCAGUUAGCUCGUGCAUUGGAACACGGUGAGCGCGCGUGUGUGUGUGUGUAUGAGUGUGUGUGCGCAGCUGACCCCGCGAGCUCAAUGGACUAGAUUCCCGGCCACGUCAGUAAAGUGAAGAUGAUGGUGGUGUCGGCUUUCUGAAACAAGGGACAGGCCCGGGGAGAAAGUCGGCUGUCCCUUCUGCCUUUGUGCAAAUAUUUGACGAAUUCCGGGGACGAAAAGGAGACUCGCGAGCUGGAACGUUUUUUCUUGCCAUAUUUGGAUGGAAAUUAUUUGUGCGGAGGCCCGCUUGAAUGAAAACGGAGCGUCUUCUCAGAAUAACUGAUACCACCGGCAUUUUUUAUGCCAGCUGGCACUUUUUUCGCCAUUGUAUUUAAUGCAGUUAAAUGUGAAAAAAAUCCGUUAUUUACCUGCCGCGCGCCGAUCAGCGCUACAUCGAUUGUGACGUUACAAAGUCGUUGCAUUGUAUCGCGCUUAACAAUGCGGGGCGCGUAACAAUUGCAAAAAAAAAAUUCUAAAAUUAAAACCACGCUGUUUUCUCGCGAACAGUGAAGAUAUAGGUCAAAAUUCGUGCAUGCAUUGCAUGUGUGCUUAAAUCUUUGCAGUUAUUGCACAGAAGUGUUGCACAGAACCGGUGUUAGCAUUAAAAGCAAGGGAAAUCGCUGCUUCCCUCAUGCCUUUUGUUGUGUAAUGCACUUCGGACAGUGUUAAAUAGAGGACAUCUGUGUGUCAUUCACUUGCACUCCCUGUCCAUCAGACCCGUCUCUAAACCCCCAUAGAUCUGGACGUACCUCAUUGUAUACUCAUGAACAUACAGAGAUCCAGUCCCAUUAACAUUUCGCAUUAUGGGCGAUCGAGGCACAAAGCACACGACUUUGAAGAGCUCUCUUGCCUAAGGACUACAGAAUCGAGCCAGAGUUUCAGUCCCAAUUUAGGAUCUCCCAGCCCCCCGGAGACCCCCGACUCUUCUCACUGCAUCUCUUACAUUGGAAAUUACCUUUUGUUGGAGCCCAUCGAGGGAGACCACGUUUUCAGAGCCACCCACCUGCACAGUGGGGAAGAGCUCGUGUGCAAGGUGUUUGAUAUCAGUCGAUAUCAGGAGUCCUUGGCUGCUUACUUUGUGCUGGGCGCGCAUGAGCACAUUAAUCAGAUAGUGGAGAUUCUUCUGGGUGAUACGCGAGCGUACGUGUUUUUUGAGAGGAGCCAUGGCGACAUGCACUCUUUCGUUCGCACUUGCAAGAAGCUGCGAGAGGAGGAGGCUGCCAGACUCUUCCAUCAGAUAGCAUCCGCGGUGGCACACUGCCACGACAACGGCCUGGUUCUCAGAGACCUGAAGCUGAGGAAGUUCGUCUUCAAGAAUGAGGAUAGGAGCCUUGUGAAGUUGGAAAGUUUGGAGGACACAUACCUUUUGGAAGGGGCUGAUGAUUCCCUUUCAGACAAACAUGGUUGUCCAGCCUACGUGAGCCCAGAAAUCCUCAACGCAAAUGGCAGCUACUCUGGUAAGGCGGCGGAUGUGUGGAGCUUGGGUGUGAUGCUCUACACCAUCCUGGUGGGCCGCUAUCCGUUCCACGACAUGGAGCCCAGCUCGCUGUUCAGUAAGAUCCGCCGUGGCCAGUUUAGCAUCCCUGAGACGCUGACGCCCAAGGCAAGAUGCCUCAUCCGUAGCAUCCUGCGGCGUGAACCGGCGGAACGCCUCACCUCUCGAGAGAUCCUGGACCACCCCUGGUUCUCAGCCUCCACUGGUACGUCGGCCACUACUGCCCAUGGGAGGGGAGAACGUGAGUUGGAUCAAAUGGUACCAGAGGCCAACAUGGAAGAAGAACUAGAACAGUUCUUUAGCUGAGCACAAACUCAUCAGACAUUAUGCCACGUCCUUUUAGAUUAUCAAAAAAUACACUCAUUGCAAUGGUGUCUUGUAUUUCCCAUUCCAUGGAGAAACAUGGUCAAUUCCAGAAGGUGGUGUGGAACCCCUUCAGCUAGAACUUCUGGACAAUGCAAAAGGCAUUGAGUGAUGUAGCAAGACUUAUUUAGUUUUUUCCCCUGCUGAAAAAACAGCUUGAACCAGCCUAAGGUAGUUUGCUGGUCUAGCUUGUCUCCCAGCAUUGCCAAUCUGCAUUAAGAUGGUCUAGCUGGUAAAAAAAAAAAAAUGGCAUAAACAAGCCUAAGGUGGUUUGCAAGUCUUAGCUUUUUAAGUUGGUCUCCAACCUGACAAAGCUGGUUUAAGCUGGUCUAGCUGGUGUCCUGGCUUAUCCAAGCUGCUUUAAGCUGGUUUAGCUGGUCUCUCAGCCUGGCUAUGCUGGUUUAAGCUGGUUUCCCAACCUGGCCAAGCUGCUUUAAGCUGGUCUUCCUAGCCUGACCAAGCUGGUUUAAACUGGUUUAGCUGGUCUUCCAGCCUGAUCAAACUGAUUUAAGAUGGUCUAGCUGGUCUCACAGCUUGGCUAAAAUCAUUUAAGCUGGUCUAUCUUAUUUCACAGUCUGGCUAAGCUGGUUUAAAUUGGUCUAUCUGGUCUCCCAGCCUGGCUAAGCUGGUUUAUGCUGGUUUAGCUGGUCUCCCUGUUUGGCUUAGCUGGUUUAGCUGGUCUCCAAGCUUGGCCAAUCUGCUUUAAUCUUGUAUAGCUGGUUUCCCAGCCUGGUGAAGCUGGUGUUUAGCUUGUCAGCCAGCUGGUUUUCUAGUUUGACAAGUGCCCACAACCACUCUGAAAGUAUCAACACCAGCUUGGCUAGCCUGGAGACCAACUAACCACCUUAGACCUGUUUAAGCUGUUUUUUCUUUCUGCAGGGUCUUCAUUUUUUGUUAUUUUUUUAUUUUCACUUUAUGUGGUGCUCACAAGUCAUACGAGUCACAUGAAGCUACAAACAUGCAUUACAGUACAGAAGACCACAGCCAAGGAGAACAAACUAAAUAUCUGGCAAAACUGUAACAUCUUUCCUGUUUUGAACUCAGAGUCAAAGUAGAUGACCGUGUCUCCUUUUUAAUCUAUUCCUCAAAUGCAAUUUGUUGGCUGUCUGUAUUUUGAUUCUCUGAUUAUUUUAAGUAUUUUAUUAAACUUGUUUUAUUAAACUUGUUUUUUCAAUAACUCUCCAGGUCAAUACUGCAAAACCUAUGAUAUGCUAGCUGAUGCUGGCUGAAGAAUUAGCCUUUCAUCCCAAACUGUAAUUUUUGUUUGUUGAUUUGUAAGGCUGCAUUAAGAGAAUUAUUUGUUUUGCAUUAAGCUGUUUCUUUUUAUUGUAUAAUUGCUGCUUUUUUUGCUCUAACCUGAACUGAAACUUUCUCUGCAAGCCUUCAAAAAAAUCAAACGUCAAGCACUUGACUUGCCUAGGCUUGGAGAAUGGUCGAUUCCACUUCUCUGGACUAGUGUCUAUUUAAUUUAGUUUUUUCUUUUGCUGGAGCAAAAUGUAUCUUUUUAUUUAUAAUGUAACUACUGCUAUAUUUAAAAAGAAAUACGUGCAGGGUUUUCAAUAUCUUAAUUUUUUUUUUUUUUCAUGAAUAAUGUAGGCAAUACAUUUGACACAGGACAGGUUUGACUUAAGUAUCAAAGGUUGCCCUAAGUUUAAAAGUCAACGAUGUAACGUCAGUGCCAGUAAUUGCACAGCCUGAAACUCUCUCUUUCUUUUUUUUUUCUUUUUGCAUUUGACUCCAUACGUAUUAGAUGAUAUUUCUGCGACUGCAUAGUCUUGAGUACCUCAUAUUAACUCUACUGCCUGCAUAGGUCUGUUAAAUGAUCUUGUUCUGAAUUGGGUACAUGUAGACAUGUUUUGUCGUAUAUCAAUGUUACUUGAAAUCGUGAUUUAUAUUUAGUCAAUGGCAUGUGCCCUUUGAAUGCUUUAGCCUGCCUAGCAAGAGGGGAGUUCGUUUUUUUUUUUUUCUUCUUCCUUAAAGAAGAAUCUUACGAAGAAUUUAUACAAUUUGUUAGGAGUCCAGUUGCUCUUCAGAAUUUCUUUCAGUUUUUUAUUUUUAUUUUGGUCAUUGUGCUUUUUUUCUCCCAUUCUGCAGAAUUAACUGCCUACUUAAGUUGCCGCUGAUUAGGUGCUAAUUUUGAAGGAUUCUUUUUGUGUGUUAUUUUGUCCGUAUUUGCUUUUUUGGGUUGUUUUUUUUUCAAGGGGAGGGGGAGUGCAUGGUGGGAUAUCUGCCUCAGAUGCUCUGAUUGUAAUGUAACACAUUUUGGUGUUUUGUCCAGAUUUAUUCAGUAAAUAAAUUGUGAACUACGCA